UGUAUUUGAAGUUCACGCGCUAGUGUAAACACUGAUUCAUUUUCGGCUUUUCAUCAUGGCGGAAAUGAGUCCUGGAUAUACAACAGUUUGAGGUCGAUAUAAAACAUGGCGCACAAAGCUGAACUAGCAAAUGUCAAAUACAGAAACUGGGUGAAGGCUGGACUUGGUAUAAAGUACGUUAAAGAAGGCUUGGAACCAUUCUGUGACCACCUGGCUACACAACAACAUAUUGAUAUCCUGAAUAAAGUUAAAAUGUCACACAGUCUUUCAGCAGUGGCUUGUGGGCAUUGCGAUGUACGGACUCUCCAGCCUAAUCAUGUCCGAACCAGAACUAAGCAGUGCCCUCUUGAUCAAAUUAAAUGUAACUGUCAGCGUCCGGGCUGGAAAAAGUUGUGUCCCAACAAUGUAUGUGGCGCCAUCUAUGAUGAAAUCAUUCAACUCCACGCAUCAACUCCUCCAGCGCCAUACUGGAAGAACACGGAUGCACGUCAAUGGUGCACUGAACCAUGGUCUGUAGCAAAAUGUUUCAUAAAUGCUCCGGGAUAUGACAAAAAGACAAAAGCUUAUGAGUUUGACUGUCCUGGCUUAUUACAUGUGUUGAUAAACAAUAAAGGUUUUCAGCGACACAUCAAGUGUAAGAUUUCUGGCACAGAUGUAUUUACAAGGGUACGCAAGUCUAGAAACGAUAUAUUUCAUUCUAAUAGCAUGGAACUAGAAGACACUGAGGUUAACGGUUAUAUUGAUGAUAUGAUAGAACUGUUGGAAGAUGAACAAGAAAUUAAACACACACCAGAAUCUAAAGAUGCUGUCAAAAAACUGCAAGAGCUAAAGCACGAGGAUUUCAUUAUAUCAACUACUGACGAAGCCGAAAUUCGUCGUGUUGCGAUGGCUGCAAUUAAUGAAAAGGAAAAAGAACUUGAACAGAUGAUAGUCGACGCAGGAAACAAACUUAGGACUACAGUUGACGAAGGAAAACACGAUAUUGAGGGGAAGGGUUCAGUUAUCAAGGCAGAACUCAAUCAGACAGGACAAAAAAUAAGUAAAGAGUUAGUGAUGAAAGAAGCAGAACUCGAACAGACAGGACAGAACAUAAAAAAGGAUUUGGCGAUGAAAGAAGCAGAACUCGAACAGACGGGACAGAAAAUAAUAAAAGAAGUGGUGAUGAAAGAAGCUGAACUCGAGCAGACGGGACAGAAAAUCAGAAAGGAUUUGGCGAUGAAAGAAGCUGAACUCGAACAGACGGGACAGAAAAUAAUAAAAGAAGUGGUGAUGAAAGAAGCUGAACUCGAGCAGACAGGGCAUCGCAUUAAAAAGGAAUUGGUGAUAAAAGAAGAGGAGUCAAAAUUGAAAAUUGAACAGAAAGGAAUCGAUAUCGAAAAGCAAGCAACAGAAAAACUAGAGCAGAAACUUAAAGAAGCAGAGCUGCAGUUAGAGAGUCACAAAAACUUGAUUGAAGGGUCGAUGACGAAUACCGCUGAGACUACAAAAGAAGCUGUGACUAACAGCGAAAAAACAGACUUGCAGAUGAAACUGGUCAAACUAUAUGAAAUACACAUUAGAAAGAUUGUUCCGCUGCCCCGCCUACAUAAAGAUCGAAGGAAUGUAAGUGAAAUGUAUGUUCCUCCCUGGAUGACUGUAGAAGUAAAGAAAGAAGCGUCUGACGAAAAAAAUGAAGAGUCUAAUGAAUGGGAAGAAGUUAAGAUUUCAAUGGACGAAAUAUUCAGAAAUAAAGAAAGGUCCGCAAAAAAUAUCUACGUAAUCGGAGAAGCUGGCACAGGGAAAACCACGUUUUGUAAAAUGCUGGUACAUUUCUGGGUUAUCGCUCAUCAGUAUCAGGAAUACAGUUUAGACGUGCCUGACAUAGUGAAAGAAAUGAAACACUUUAAAUUCUUAUUUUAUAUUUCACUUCGACAUUUUUCUGACUGUGACAGUAUAGAAAAUAUGUUAAAGAAAUCUUACAGUGAUCCUGCGCUUAGAGAUAUUUUACGAAAUGACUCCAGUGCAUGUCUUAUAAUUCUUGACGGUCUCGACGAAUGGGACCCAGAAAGAAAACAUAUUUCACAGUUUCUUACCCCAGGACUUCCAGGACGUGAGCUCGAUACGGACUAUACUAUUAUUACAACUUCAAGACAAUGGAAAUUUGAUGCUCUGCCACUAAGUUGUAUUGAGGUAGAUAAAAAAAUCAAACUAAAUGGAAUUGAUAGGUAUGAAAUAAAAAAAUUCACUAAGAAAACAAUCGAAACAUUAAAUGACAUCUAUCAAAAAAGUAAAAAUGCAGAGGAGUGUAUAACUGAUCUUCGAAGUAGACAAGUGUCCGACAUUAGCCAUACACCAUUGGUCUUGCAACAACUUAUUUCUCUAUGGUUUCAUAAUAAACUCAAAGAUAAUUCGAAGUGUGCUAUAUACAGAAGUAUGUUAGACCUCUUUCUAGAGUGGAAAACACUUGGGACUUCUGAAAGUCAAGACCAACUGUAUGCUAUCAAUACUACCAGUAGAAAUACACAUGUGACGAAGUACCUUUCAUAUUUAGCGUACGAAACCUUGUUUGACAAAAAUAAAGAAACCACACUGACGUUCAGUAGUUCAACACUUACCCAGUUGAACAUACCACGUGAUGUGAUAAAGGACUGUUUGGUCAGUGGCAUUUUAAAAGAAGAGCGAAACGUAAGUUUGACUGAAAGUAUACAAUCAUCAAUUUCCUUUUUUCACAAAUCAAUGCAAGAAUAUCUAGCUGCAGUGUAUAUAGCUAGUCAGUUCAGAGAAAUGCUAAAAUCGCAGAAGGAUGAACAUGAUCUUAAAGAUGUCUGCGAAAAGUGCGUAAGGAAAUACUUCGGUAGUUGCAAAACAGUUGUUGAUAUUUUAGAACAGUCAACCGUGUUAAUAAUACUUUGUGGAUUAGAACCACGCUUGUUGACAAAUAUUAGUGAAUAUUUCUAUAACAUAACAAUUGUUGACAAAAUGGUGGUUAAGGGUCGUCGUCAAAUGAGUCUAGAUCAUCGUACAUUGAUCAAUAAUAUUCAAGCGUUCAUUUUAAAGUGCAUUGAAGCAGCUAUGUCGAUUACACAAAAUGCUCGAUUACGUGUUUAUAUUGCCGAUCUUUACGUUGACCCUUCAACGGGUUUGCUAAGUUAUGUUCAUAAUAUUGUUUUUGAAAAUGUUCUAUCUAUAGAAAUAGUAGACAGUCUAUCCAGCCUGAUACCACCUUUAAGUUAUAAGAAAGAUGAUCAUAAAGAAAAAUUUUAUUGUGCCGUGAAACAUUUAGUAAAAUGUGAUCAAUUAAAGGUAAUUAAAUUUACACUUCAGAGGGGUAUUAACGAGAGGAUUAAAAAUGAAGUUACUACAAUACUUGAGACAAAUGUUCGCACGCUUGAAACUAUCCAUUUGGGAAUUACAGACAAUGAUAUUAUAAUGAUAACGCGUCUUGUUUCAAUGUUACCGAAAAUGCGACAAUUAAUUUCCCUCCAGAUGGACUCCGGGCCCUUUGGAAGAAGUGGUUUAACGCAUGAUGAUAGUGUGUCGUUGUGUAAAUUCCUAGAGCAGACUACAAGUCUUCAACAUAUAUCGCUCGGUAUUUCUUGUAGUAAACGAGAUUACCACAUGAUAGACCUAGCAAAACAUAAACAACUUCAACAUGUUGAUUUUUUCUCGAGUUCAUUCAGUAUGGUCAGUUGUAACACUGACAAUCUAGAAACAUGUAAGCUUAACAUUACAAGUGCUGACACGAUGAAACAAGUGUGUAACAAUCUAUAUAAAGCAGAUAAAUUAAAACAUCUCGAGCUGGAGUGUUAUUUUAUCUGCUCUGACGAAACUAAUACUGAAAGUCUUACCAGACUGCUGUUAUCAUUAGUCAGUCUCAGUACUCUAACGUUAGAGAACUUUACUUUUACUGACAAUAUUAUAGCACGUCCGUGUGAUAUGAAGAACCUGAAAAAAAUAACACUUCGCAGUGUAACAAUGAGUAUGACCACGUGGUACAAGUUUAUAGACAGUCUUCCUGCACUACCACUAGUAGUAACGGUAACAACACGCCGCAUGGAUAUUAGAGAUAUAUACAGUAUGCCUGAUAAAAAACAAGAAGCAUCUGCAUACCAGUAUGUUAGAGAGAAAACGAAUUUAUUCCGUGUGCCAAAGGAAUAUAUAUUAUGUUUUCAAUUUAUUACAAAGAAAUUGUGACUCUGAAUAUGAGUUUAUUAUAAUGCAAAGAUAGAUCAUGUGAGUAGACAAAAAUGUUGACAAUGUUUCAUGAAAAAUGUACAGCAGAAAUGUUUCAUAUUAAGGGUUAUAUUACAGCAUUUCAUGUAGAACCUUUAUAAAAUUGUGCAUUUUAGUUCAGUGUAAAUAAAUGAAGUACUUCUAGAACUUUUUUCCAUUUUCAAACUGUAAGAAAAACAUCUUUAUUUGUGAGUUAUUGUUAUAAAACCAAAAACUUUUUACUUCGGAUAGUUCUAGUCUGUAUAUAUAAUUACAAUAACACGUUUACAUAAUCUACAUGAUAUACAUGUACAUAUGACAAAUAGAUUUACCGCGUUAAUCACGCAAUACCUAUUUGAUAUGAAAUAGAAGAAUUUUAGUUGUGUAAUAUUUUUAUCAUAUUUAUAACUUAUCAAACUGAAAAUGUUAGUGGAUUUAUCUUUAUAUUAAAUGCUUUUAGUUUAAACUACUUUGAUAUUACAAUAUAUAAUGUAUAUGUACAUGUGGCGGCUCGCCACUUAAUAGUUUAACUUACUCAUAUGUCGGCAUGAUCUAACAUCUUAUACUGUGCUUCUUAUUCAGACUAUCAUAUGUAAGUUGUAACAUUUCCGGUAUGGCUGGCAUAUUACAUGAUAUCAGAACAGCAAAAUUUAAAAUUGAACAUUGGACUGGUCUAUAGCACAGACUGUGGACCGGCGAUAUGUGUUAUGUGUCAUAAUUGGACAUGGACAUUGGUAUACCUCAGUAGAUGUAAAUAUUUUCGGCCAAGUUUAUUGAUGUCUACUAUUGUCUUAAAGAGUGCGAACUUGUGUAACAUUUCAAAGCAGAUUUAGUUGUUAGUUAUGAUUAAGUAAAUGUUGUUAUAGAGAACAUCUUUUACAGCAAAUAAAAUGUUUUCACCUAUUGAUUGGC
Messenger RNA from Mercenaria mercenaria, 5103 nucleotides. RefSeq lists its product as uncharacterized. The record is from RefSeq and is a predicted model, not a curated record. NCBI's taxonomy places the organism in Eukaryota, Metazoa, Mollusca, Bivalvia, Venerida, Veneridae. The coding region runs from base 106 to 4173 and encodes 1355 amino acids. The transcript has 6 exons.